GCCAUACAAGAAGAAUGGGCAAAGAUACCUUUAGAGGUCUUACGCAAUCUAAUUUUAAGCAUGCCUAACCGAGUCAAAGCUAUCUAUAAAGCUAAAGGCUAUAAAAAUAAAAAAUUAAGGUUAAAAGAUUGGUGA
Molecule: messenger RNA, 135 nt
Organism: Dentiscutata erythropus
Lineage: Eukaryota; Fungi; Glomeromycota; Glomeromycetes; Diversisporales; Gigasporaceae
Source: the annotation of a GenBank genome assembly